AUGAACCUCUCCAUCUUUGCCAUCAGAAUAUCUGCUCUCUCGCUCUCUCCCACUUGUUCAUUAAUUUCCAUUGAAGGGAUCCUUAGAUAUAGAGGGUAUCCAAUUGAAGAAUUGGCUGAGAGUUCCAGUUUCUUGGAAGUGGCUUACCUCUUGAUGUAUGGGAAUUUGCCUUCUGAAGGUCAGCUAGCAGACUGGGAAUUUGCUGUUACCCAGCAUUCAGCUGUGCCGCAAGGGAUUCUGGACAUUAUACAAUCAAUGCCUCAUGAUGCUCAUCCAAUGGGUGUCCUUGUCAGUGCAAUGAGCGCCCUUUCUGUUUUUCACCCUGAUGCCAAUCCUGCUCUCAGAGGCCAAGAUCUUUAUAAGUCAAAACAAGUGAGAGACAAGCAAAUAGCUCGCAUUCUUGGAAAGGCACCAACCAUUGCUGCGGCAGCUUAUCUGAGGAUGGCAGGAAGACCUCCAGUUCUUCCUUCCAACAACCUAUCUUAUUCCGAGAAUUUUCUCUAUAUGCUAGAUUCAAUGGGCAACCGGUCUUACAAGCCCAACCCUCGGUUAGCUAUAGUGCUGGACAUUCUUUUCGUACUACAUGCAGAACACGAAAUGAACUGUUCCACAGCUGCUGCUCGGCAUCUUGCAUCAGGUGGAGUUGAUGUAUACACUGCUCUAGCUGGAGCUGUUGGAGCAUUAUAUGGCCCUCUUCAUGGUGGAGCAAACGAGGUAUGCUGGCUCAAGAUGCUUAGCGAGAUUGGAUCAGUAGAGAACAUUCCAGUGUUCAUUGAAGGUGUCAAGAACAGGAAGCGGAAAAUGUCUGGUUUUGGGCACCGUGUAUACAAAAACUAUGAUCCAAGGGCAAAGGUGAUAAAGAAAUUGGCGGAGGAAGUUUUUUCUAUUGUCGGCCGGGAUCCUCUUAUUGAGGUAGCUAUUAGUUUGGAGAAGGCUGCAUUAUCUGAUGAGUAUUUUAUUAAGAGGAAGCUUUAUCCCAAUGUUGAUUUCUAUUCCGGGUUGAUAUACCGGGCUAUGGGGUUUCCACCGGAGUUCUUCACCGUAUUAUUUGCAAUCCCUCGAAUGGCUGGGUACUUGGCACACUGGCGCGAGUCUUUAGAUGAUCCUGAUACAAAGAUAAUAAGACCCCAACAGGUCUAUACCGGAGUGUGGCUAUGGCAUUACAUGCCACUAAAGGAACGAAUGUCUUCAACCGAAGCUGACAAGCUUGCUCAGGUAUCCAUAUCGAACGCCUCGAGACGACGACUCGCCGGAUCCGGGGUUUAGGCUCCAUUGUUGUUAUAUCA
Molecule: messenger RNA, 1286 nt
Organism: Hibiscus syriacus
Lineage: Eukaryota; Viridiplantae; Streptophyta; Magnoliopsida; Malvales; Malvaceae
Product: citrate synthase, glyoxysomal-like
Exons: 13
Coding region: 1-1266 (421 amino acids)
Biological process (GO): tricarboxylic acid cycle; carbohydrate metabolic process
Cellular component (GO): mitochondrial matrix
Source: RefSeq, a predicted model, not a curated record